CAAAAUGGCGGCUCCAGGAAGAACAGUUAUCGAACUUUCAUCUUUGCCUUUACAAAUGUUCUUCUACCUCAACACCUGGUAUUCAGUUGUGUUUUGUGUGGCAGAACUGCUCCUAUUUGUAUACAAAGGUACAAUUCUGCCUUACCCUAGUAUGGCAGGUACAUUAACAGUUGAAAUUCUAUUGGUACUUCUUUUGGCUUUCAUUGAAAGUGUGAGGCUGUUCUUUGGCUACAAGGGAAACUUGUCAGAAAGAUCCAUGGCUCUUAUAGUGUCUAUGAUUCUUGCUAUCCCCACUUUGUUUAUAGAGCUCUUCAUCCUCCUCUGGCAGACAUAUGUGUUAAGAUUGGAAGUGAUUCUGGUGGCCAUCCAGCUGGUUUUACUUGCUCUGGAAGUUAUUUUAAGCAUUGCUACGAUGUUUACUUUCCAAAAAUAUAGUUCAAUGCAAAGGUAAAGCAAGGCAAACACUGGACUCAAGUUUGAAACCAUCAAGAAAAAGUUCACACCAAAUGCGCUUGAUAGUUGGUUUUUACCGCGUUUUGUCUCAGAGAAACCUAAAAGUUAUGAAGUAAU
Molecule: messenger RNA, 570 nt
Organism: Actinia tenebrosa (Australian red waratah sea anemone)
Lineage: Eukaryota; Metazoa; Cnidaria; Anthozoa; Actiniaria; Actiniidae
Product: transmembrane protein 216
Biological process (GO): non-motile cilium assembly
Cellular component (GO): ciliary transition zone
Source: RefSeq, a predicted model, not a curated record